GGGCUGCUCAGGCUCCAGCAGCACGACCCUGUGCAUCAGCACUUUUCUCUCUCUCUGUCUCUGUAUGUGUGUGUAUACUGUGUGUCCCGCAGGAGGGUUGGUGUGAGCGCGCAUGCAUGUGUCCUGCCAAAAGCCUGAAUAAUUGAUGAGCAGGGGAAGGAGUGAAACUGCUGCUGGACAGGACGGUGUGUGUGGGAGCGUGUAGAGAUGGGGGAGAGGAAUACAGCGAGGCAGCAGCCUGGCUACAAUGGGCUCUGCAACUACGCCCAAAAAAUCACCUCCUGCUUCGGACUGGAUGUGGCUCAUGCGCAGGACACACACCACCACUCCACAGAGAAGCCCCUGAUUCAGUGCUACAAGUGUGGGGAGCCAUGUAAGGGUGAGGUGCUGCGGGUGCAGAACAAGCACUUCCACCUCAAGUGCUUCACGUGUAAAGUGUGCGGCUGUGACCUCGCCCAGGGGGGCUUCUUCAUGAAGAAUGGAGAGUAUCUGUGCACGCUGGACUACCAACGCAUGCACGGCACCCGCUGUAAUGGCUGUGGGGACUUUGUGGAGGGGGAAGUGGUCACUGCCCUGGGCAAGACCUACCACCCUGCGUGCUUCGUCUGCACCAUCUGCAAACGACCGUUCCCUGCUGGGGACAGGGUGACCUUUAACGGGAAGGACUGUCUUUGUCAGUACUGUGUCGAGCCCAUGUCUCCAGGACCAAAGGACAUCCUGGGCUCCAGCAAUUGUGCAGGAUGUGGUCGAGACAUUAAGAACGGACAGGCCCUUUUAGCAUUGGACAGGCAGUGGCAUCUGGGCUGCUUUAAGUGUAAAGCCUGCAGCAAAGUGCUUACCGGGGAGUACAUCAGCAAGGAUGGCGCCCCCUACUGUGAGAAGGACUACCAGAUCCAUUUUGGAGUUCAGUGUGAGGCGUGUCAUCAGUUCAUCACGGGGAAGGUGCUUGAGGCUGGAGAUAAGCACUACCACCCCAGCUGUGCGAGAUGCAGCAGGUGCAACCAGAUGUUCACAGAAGGAGAAGAAAUGUAUCUGCAAGGAUCAACAGUUUGGCAUCCUGGCUGCAAGAACACUACCAGAACGGAGGAGAGACACAGGGAGCGGCCUACAAGGUCGUCGUCCGAGAGUAUUUGUUCCAGACCUGGUUCAAGCAUACCUGGCUCACCGGGUCACACGAUCUAUGCAAAAGUAGACAAUGAGAUCCUUGAUUACAGAGACCUAGCUGCUAUUCCAAAAGUCAAAGCCAUUUAUGACAUUGAGCGCCCUGAUCUUAUUACCUAUGAACCUAUGUACACCACCUCCCUGGAUGAGAGAGAGGAGAGACGAGAGAGUGUGGGAGAGCUCCACACUGCCAGGAGGGAGCGUUCCCCCUUGCCCGAUGACAAGUGCUCAAGAAACAUGUCGCCAACCCCACCCCCUGAGGGCUCUUACGAGAGGAGGGAACGCAUCCUCCAAAGGUCCACCAGUCAGGGCUCCAUAGGAUCCCCAGUUUAUAAUCGCCAUGGUUACACCCCCACCUUGUCACGGUCACCACAGCAUUUUCACAGGCCAGAUCAGGGGAGCAACAUCUACAGAAAACCACCCAUCUACAAACAACAUGAUACAGCUGCCAUAGCACGUCAAAGCAAGUCUGCUGAUGACAUCAUCAGAUUCGCCACCUUCCCCGCUGCCCAUGUUCCCUCUCCAGAUGACAGCUCAUGCAGUGAGGGCGGUCGUUGGCCCUGCUCUCUCGCUGUAUUAGCACCGAUAGGUUCAGAAGGGAGGAGACGAUCCAGAGAAGAGGAGGAAGAAGAGGCCUUGAAAAGAAGGCAGCUCCAGGAGGAACAUCUCAGCAAGGUCAGUGAGAUUCAGUCUGGUUUGGGAAAACUAAUUCUGAAGGAGGAGAUGGAAAAAGAACAGAUCAGGGAGCGUCACGCACGCAGCCUCUCUGCGCAGCGCUUCGACCCCAAACAGACAAACUGUGACGCAGAUCCAACUUCUCCAACAAAAACUAACUCUUUGCCUGGCUAUGGAAGGAACGGGUUGCAUCGGCCCCAGUCAACAGAUUUCACCCAGUACAACAGCUAUGGCGACAUGUGUGGAGGAGGCAGAGAGUUUCAGCACAUUAAGGAUGGCCGUGCAGCACUUGCAAGGAUGGACAGGGGAGUAUCUAUGCCUAAUAUGUUGGAGCCAAAAGUGUAUCCCUAUGAAAUGCUCAUGAUAACCAGUAGAGGGAGAGCUAAACUGCCCAGGGAUGUGGACAGAACCAGACUGGAGCGCCACUUAGCACCUGAAACGUUCUUUGACAUCUUUGGAAUGGAGAUCCAGGAGUUUGACAGGCUUCCCCUGUGGAAACGCAACGACAUGAAAAAGAAGGCCAAGCUCUUCUAGCACUCAGAGCAGCAUGCAUAUACUGUACAUUCAUUCAGAUAGCACACAACAACUGUACUCUAGAUGUAGGUUUUGAUUUAUUUCCUUUUCUUCUGUUUUUUUGUUUGUUUGUUUGUUUGUUUUAUCCUGACAUAAUCAAGGAAGCCAUGAAAUGGACUCUUUUUUCUCUGAUGCUUCCUGAGACUGUGAGCUGAAUGAUUUGUCCAGUUAGACUUGCACAGAAACCAAGGAAUGGAAUCUCUUCCAUGUUCAAAAAUGACAAAGAAUGAGAAUGAAUGAUAAUUAGGGUCAUGUUAUUUGGUUUGAUCGCGCUUGUUUUACUUCUUGCUUUGCUUUGAGUGGAACUGCUUUCCUUUACUUUCUUGCUUGUUUAUUCCUACUAUUUGUUGCUGUUGAUUCCUGUGGAACUUUGUAAGUACAGUAGAACCUCAUGGCGCCAUUACUAAAUGUCCAUGCUCGUAGCCUGAACAUGUGUCAGCUUUCCUUCGCUUGGGCUGAAACAGUUUUAGUCCAAAGUUUGCAAGAAUCGGCUCAAUGAGUCUUUGAAUUAAAAAAAAAAAAGCCACUAGGAAAGCAGUCAGCUGACCCACCACCUGUCUUUCUGGAUCUACAUGGAAAUGAAUCAUCCAAGCACCUACAUAUCAUCAGUCUCCUUUCCCCGGCUACUGUACACGCCAAACAUUCAUCUGGCCCUGACAAAAAGAAAAUGUCUCUCUUCUCAGGCUCUCAUAAACAUGACCAGACACUUUCCCUUUACAUGUAUUGGAAAAACAAAUCCUAAUAUAUUUUAUUGCCGUAUCUAACAUACAGUAACCAACAAAUAGGUAAAACAAAUAAGGUAAGAAGCAACUGUAUUUGAAAGUACUGUUUUAUAAAUGAAAACCCACACUGCCAUUUGUUGUAUUGAAAUCUAAGCCAAUAAAGCUUUAA
Molecule: messenger RNA, 3300 nt
Organism: Xiphias gladius (swordfish)
Lineage: Eukaryota; Metazoa; Chordata; Actinopteri; Istiophoriformes; Xiphiidae
Gene: ablim1a
Product: actin binding LIM protein 1a
Exons: 23
Coding region: 208-2370 (720 amino acids)
Biological process (GO): cytoskeleton organization; lamellipodium assembly; cilium assembly
Cellular component (GO): actin cytoskeleton; stress fiber
Molecular function (GO): actin filament binding
Source: RefSeq, a predicted model, not a curated record